Molecule: messenger RNA, 1389 nt
Organism: Aspergillus homomorphus CBS 101889
Lineage: Eukaryota; Fungi; Ascomycota; Eurotiomycetes; Eurotiales; Aspergillaceae
Product: isovaleryl-CoA dehydrogenase
Exons: 6
Coding region: 77-1372 (431 amino acids)
Biological process (GO): L-leucine catabolic process
Molecular function (GO): 3-methylbutanoyl-CoA dehydrogenase activity; flavin adenine dinucleotide binding
Source: RefSeq, a predicted model, not a curated record
CUUCUCCUUCAUAUAUGUUGAUGACUUCCUGACUACCUUCUCGUUGGCAAACACCGAGUCAAUUGAUACCUUUACCAUGGCUACCCUUCCGCGACUCCCCAGUCUUCUCCGGACUUCCUCCCGGACAGUGGCCAGACGCAUCCAUCCCCUCAUCCAGUCCCCCGCAUUACGGACCCUGGCAACCAAACACCCAAAAGACUUCGUUCCUCCCACGGAAGAUGACUUGCUAGAGCUACGUGAGCGAGUCCAGGAAUUCACCCGGCGAGAAAUCCCUGAGGAGCUUGCCGCGCGGACAGACACUCAGAAUGAAUUCCCGGCGGAGAUGUGGAAGAAGCUCGGCGAAGCUGGAUUCCUAGGUAUCACAGCGAACGAGGAAUACGGCGGUCUCGGAAUGGGCUACCAGGCCCACUGCAUAGUGAUGGAAGAGAUCAGUCGUGCAUCCGGAAGCAUCGCCCUCUCAUAUGCGGCCCAUUCACAGCUCUGCGUCAACCAACUCUCGCUGAACGGAAACCCCGAACAAAAAGAACGGUUCCUCCCUGGUCUCCUUUCAGGAGACAAGGUCGGCGCUCUCGCCAUGUCCGAGCACUCGGCUGGGUCCGACGUGGUGAGCAUGAAGACAACGGCCAAGGCUGUAGACGGGGGGUGGGUGUUGAACGGGACGAAGAUGUGGAUCACGAACGGCCCAGAUGCAGAUUACAUUGUGGUAUAUGCGAAGACUGAGCCCGAGAAGGGCUCCAAGGGUAUCACUGCAUUUGUCGUCGAGAAGGAAUCAAAGGGAUUCUCGUGUGCCCGGAAACUCGAUAAGCUGGGUAUGCGCGGCUCGAACACUGGAGAGCUUGUCUUUGAGGAUGUCUUCGUGCCCAAGGAGAAUGUUUUGGGAGAGGUGAACCGCGGGGUCAAGGUGUUGAUGGAGGGGUUGGAUUUGGAGCGUCUGGUGCUGAGUGCGGGUCCAUUGGGAAUCAUGCAGGCUGCGCUAGACCUCGUGUUGCCAUAUACGCAUGUCCGCAAACAGUUCGGGAUGCCCAUUGCUCACAAUCAACUGAUCCAGGGUAAGCUGGCAGACAUGCACACGAAGCUUGCGGCCUCGCGCGCCUACACAUACGCGACUGCCCGACAGAUCGAUAACUCCGCCGGAUCUCCGUCCGGAGCCGUCAUCCGCACCCAGGACUGCGCAGGGGCGAUUCUGUAUGCUGCUGAGCGCGCUACAGAAUGCGCCCUCGACGCGAUCCAGCUCAUGGGAGGAAACGGAUACAUCAACGAGAUCCCCGCAGGGAGACUGCUACGAGAUGCGAAAUUAUACGAAAUUGGAGCGGGGACGAGUGAGAUCCGGCGCAUGGUGAUCGGACGGGCCUUCAACAAGGAAUACGCAUAGAACCUCAGGCUGCUAAG